AUGUCGCUCGGGACACCUGCCCACACGACGACGGUCGGCGCAGAAGCCUUCUUUGGCGCUGGUCUUGCUUGCUGCCGUGUCUUCCGCCUCCUUCGCGUCAUCACGGUCCGGGACUUCCCCUACCGCAGCCUCCGCCUCCACGCCUGCCAUCGGUCCGCGGGGAAGCGCCUCGCCUUCGAGGACCGCGAGUACACCGUCCAGGACCUCGCGGCCCCGGGGGCGUUCGACGGCGUCGACAUCGCGCUGUUCAGCGCCGGCGGGAGCGUCAGCCGUAAGUAUGGGCCCGCGGCCGUCGCUAGAGGCGCCGUCGUCGUCGACAACAGCUCCGCGUUCCGAAUGGACCCCGAGGUGCCGCUCGUCAUCCCCGAGGUCAGCCCCGAGGCCAUGGGGAACGUCCGGCUCGGGCAGGGGGCGAUUGUGGCAAAUCCAAAUUGCUCGACCAUCAUCUGCCUCAUGGCUGCCACGCCGCUCCAUCGCCACGCUAAGGUCUUAAGGAUGGUUGUCAGCACAUACCAAGCAGAAAGUGGUGCUGGUGCUGCGGCAAUGGAAGAACUCAAGCUGCAGACUCAGGAGGUCUUGGAAGGGAAGGCGCCAACACGCAAUAUUUUCAAACAGCAGUAUGCUUUUAAUAUAUUCUCACACAAUGCACCAGUUCUUGAGAAUGGGUAUAACGAGGAAGAAAUGAAAAUGGUGAAGGAGACCAGAAAAUUUUGGAAUGACAAGGAUGUGAAAGUAACUGCUACUUGCAUACGGGUUCCUGUGAUGCGUGCGCAUGCUGAAAGUGUCAAUCUACAGUUUGAAAAGCCACUUGAUGAGGUAUCAGAUAAAGAUGAUGUAGCAGUGGGUAGAAUUCGUCUGGACUUGUCCCUGGAUGAUAACCGAGGGUUGGACAUAUUUGUCUGUGGUGAUCAGAUACGUAAAGGUGCCGCACUCAAUGCUGUUCAGAUUGCUGAAAUGCUCCUGAAGUGA
Miscanthus lutarioriparius is the source of this 969-nucleotide messenger RNA. NCBI's taxonomy places the organism in Eukaryota, Viridiplantae, Streptophyta, Magnoliopsida, Poales, Poaceae. The record is from the annotation of a GenBank genome assembly.